AUGUUUUUUCAACGCAUAAGAAGUGUACUGACCUACAGUUGGACGUAUCUGUGGCUUUUUUGGUUUAUACUCAUUGUGCUUCUCGUCUACGUUUUGCGUGGACCGCUGAAAAUCACGGAGUCCUUCGAGAACGCCUCUACUUAUUUUAACAACUUGACCCCAAAAUUCUAUGUGGCCUUGACGGGGACUUCAAGUUUGGUCUCUGGGAUAAUUUUGAUUUUCGAAUGGUGGUACUUUAGAAAUAAUGGCGUUGAUGCAUCAAGCGAUGAAGGAAGUGAUAAUGAGGAUGCCAUUGAAUCGAGCAGAUCAGUACCAGAAUGCAAAGUUUGGCGUAAUCCACUUGGAUUAUUUCGAGGAGCAGAAUACAAUCGAGUAAAAAAGGAACUCGGGCUGGAGCCGCUCACAUAUUACGAUUUGAAUUUAUCAGCUCAAGACCACCAGAGUUUAUUUACAUGUGAUGAAGAUAUUGGGAGACCCGAUUAUGAAAUAAUGCAAGUGGCCUGGCGGGAACGCGAUAGUUUUUCACGGAUCAACGCAGCACACGAGGCUUUGAGCAUAAACGUCGAUUGUGCGCCUGCGAUGAUACUUCUAGCCGAAGAAGAAUGUGAAACAGUUGCAGAUGCAGAAACAAUGCUGAAAAAAGCUCUUGUUGCGGCAGAAGCAGCGUAUUUUCGUUCGCAGACGGCGUAUCAAUAUGGAGACCCAGUCCACAGACGAGAUGGAAUCAUCUGUGCUUACAUUAGAAGGCGAUUAGCGAUGUGCGCAAGAAAGCAAGGUCGAUUACGCGAGGCUAUCAAAAUGAUGCGUGAAAUCGUGAAAUUUCCUUUGUUUGCCGUACUCGGUCUUCAAGAAAACCUGAUCGAGGCGUUUCUUGAAAUGCAGGCUUACGCAGAUGUGCAAGCCCUACUCGUCAGAUACGAUGGAUAUGAUAUUCGAGAGCCCAAGUCAGCCGUUUUAUGUUAUACAUCAGCAUUGUUAAAAACAAGGAACGUCGCUGAUAAAUAUGGCGUUGAGUUGCGAAGAGGAUUAUCCGCGGCAGAACAAAAUGCAGUUGACGCGAUUCGAAGAGCAAUAGAGUUCAAUCCACAUGUGCCUCGUUAUUUGCUAGAAAUGCGACCACUCAUUCUUCCACCUGAACACUAUUUGAGGCGUGGUGAUUCCGAGGCACUCGCAUAUGCAUUCUUCCAUAUUCACCACUGGAAGCGCAUUGAUGGAGCUUUGCAUCUUUUGGAAUGCACGUGGAAAGGAGUAUUCAAUGGGAAUAAUCGUUCGAUGGAUCGUAUGUUUUCAGGCUGGUACUCACAGCAACAGCAGCUAGAAAGUGCAGACAGAGAGCUUCUUCCCGAUUGGCAUGAGGUAUCAGUGUUUCCUCGGAAAGAAAAUCCUCUGUGGGGGCUCGCUCAAACUCUGUUAUGUCUGGCUGCGUGUGCAAUUGCUCUACUCGUACAUAACGCACCGGCAACUACUGUUGAAUUUAUCACAAAUGCCUGGUGGCAAAUUUGGGGCGUUUUUUCAUCAAUUGCUGCAUACAUUUACACAUGGGUACCAGAAAAUCUCGUUAGUUUGCUAGCAUCUCGGCCAACUUCUUUACAAGCCGCUCAACCUAGUGAACAAAUA
Mesorhabditis belari is the source of this 1617-nucleotide messenger RNA. The record is from the annotation of a GenBank genome assembly. Lineage: Eukaryota; Metazoa; Nematoda; Chromadorea; Rhabditida; Rhabditidae.